AUGGCCAACAACCAUGUUCCCUACAGCCUACAUGGCAAAGUCGCUCUUGUGACUGGUUCUGGCCGGGGCAUAGGUGCCGCCAUAGCUACCGAGUUGGGCCGUCUGGGUGCAAGGGUCGUUGUCAACUAUGCGAACUCGGCUGAAUCGGCAGAGAAAGUCGUGAAUGAGAUUAAGAGACUUGGCUCUGAUGCUGUUGCUCUCAAGGCCGAUGUCCGUCAAGUCCCCCAAACCGCAAAGCUCAUGGCCGACGCCGUCGCCCAUUUCGGGGGACUUGAUAUCGUUUGUAGCAACUCGGGUGUUGUCAGCUUUGGACAUCUGGCUGACGUUACAGAGGAAGAGUUCGACCGCGUCUUCAGUCUAAACACUCGUGGGCAGUUUUUUGUCGCUCGGGAGGCGUAUAAAAAUCUCAAUAAUGGCGGACGCAUCAUCCUCACGUCUUCGAACACGUCCAAGGAUUUCAGUGUGCCACGCCACUCAGUCUACUCCGGCUCCAAAGGCGCGAUUGACUCCUUUGUCCGCAUCCUGUCCAAAGACUGUGGAGAGAAAAAGAUCACAGUCAAUGCUGUAGCCCCUGGUGGAACUGUCACUGACAUGUUCCAUGAUGUCUCUCACCAUUAUAUUCCCAAUGGGGAGAAAUACUCGGCGGAAGAACGUCAACAGAUGGCCGCACAUGCGUCCCCUCUGACCCGCAAUGGAUAUCCCAUUGAUAUAGCCCGGGUCGUUUGUUUCUUGGCUACCGAUGAGGCGGAAUGGGUCAAUGGGAAAGUCCUGACCCUAGAUGGUGGAGCGGCCUAA
Messenger RNA from Penicillium arizonense, 795 nucleotides. RefSeq lists its product as uncharacterized. NCBI's taxonomy places the organism in Eukaryota, Fungi, Ascomycota, Eurotiomycetes, Eurotiales, Aspergillaceae. The record is from RefSeq and is a predicted model, not a curated record. Gene Ontology annotation, molecular function: oxidoreductase activity. The coding region runs from base 1 to 795 and encodes 264 amino acids. The transcript has 3 exons.